Messenger RNA from Anastrepha obliqua, 1457 nucleotides. RefSeq names its product COA8 family protein CG14806, mitochondrial (gene Coa8). The record is from RefSeq and is a predicted model, not a curated record. The transcript has 2 exons. The coding region runs from base 28 to 318 and encodes 96 amino acids. Lineage: Eukaryota; Metazoa; Arthropoda; Insecta; Diptera; Tephritidae. Gene Ontology annotation, cellular component: mitochondrion. Gene Ontology annotation, biological process: intrinsic apoptotic signaling pathway.
UAUAUAUAUUGAAAUAUACAUAUAGUAAUGUAUUUUAUUACACUGCGUAAAUCUAUAAGGAAGCAUAUUCAAAUACAAGCCAUAUACAGGUUUAAUGGCAAGAUAACCAAAUUGAAAGAGAAACCAGACCCAAGGAACAUCCCACAGGAUUAUGUUGGAGCCCCAGAUAAGUUAUCUAAUAUACGGUCCUAUAUUAGACAUGUACCUAAGAAUGAAUCGAUACUGGAAUGCCGUUUAAGGAACAUGCAAGAUGAAGUCGAAAAGUGGAAUCACGGCUUCUGGAGCAGGCAUAAUGAAAGGUUCUUUUGCAUUUGUUAAUCAGUUCCUGGUCUGCUUUAUGUUCCCUUGAAAAAGAUGCAACAUCAGCAUAGCUUACUCCGGGAAUUAUGAUGUUGUUGUUGUAGCAGCAUAAACAUUCCCCAUACUUACAUACGGUGAAUGCUGCUGGAGUGACAGUCCUUGGCCGGAUAUAAAUCCGGGUCGUUUCGGUAACGUAGAACCGACUGUCGUGGAAACGGGAAACGGGAAUUAUGAUUGUUACGGCUGUUGUUAUUGGUGUAUUUUUUUUCGUGUUUAAUGUUAAUUUUUUAUUAAUUAUUAUUAAGUGCUCUAUAAAUUUUGCAUACUUUAUAGUUGGCGGCGUGGUUAUCUCCACAUAAAGCGCAUUUAAGUUCCUUUGUUUGGUUAUUGCAUUGCAUUGAAGGAUUUCUACCACCGCAUUUCACUCAUACUGGAUCCCUUGUACAGUAAUUUUAUGUGUGCCCAUAUUCCUGGCACUGUGAAAUGGUGCGCUUAUGGUGAGGUGCUUCAAAGAUUACUAUGCAGCUCCGUAGCUUGUUUAUAUUGUAAAUGUCUUUGUUGUUGCCACUUGCUUGUAGUACGAUAAAAAAUAAUGGUAGAGGUUUUUGUUGAUCUUUGUAUUAUAUUAUUAUGGUAAUGUUAAGUACUUAGUGGCCUUUUUCAUUUAAUUCUUUUCUGAUUUCUUCGUGGUCUGUAGAGUGGUGCAUAUUUCGUAAGACUACUUUAAAUCCUCUCUCACUUCUUGGCCUAAAUGUAUACAAUUUCGUUCCUUUUUCUUUUAGCACGUGAUGUAAUUAGUAAAUAUUUGCAAAUUUUCUGCUUGAACGCGAAAUUCAUUAUUUGCUAAACUUGUUCGAGUGAAGCUGUUAUUUGCUACUUCAUUUUAAGCACUCUUUAAUGUUUUUAUGCAUUCUACACCUUGAACAUAUAUUGACGGAGGCUUAUAUUUUUUUUCUUUAUCGCCUUUAUUUACAUUUUGUGACAAAGAAUCUUUAAUUUGCCCACUGUUUGCAGUUCGAGCAAGUUCUGCUUCAUCAUCCACAUCCAAAGCUGUAAAUUUGUUUGUAGAAGAAGUUCAACUCAGCCAGUAAUUUAGCAGCUUACCACAAAAUUAACAAAAAAGUAAAAGUCUAAAAUUAUAUACAGUAUAAUAUAUA